AUGGUUUACUACAAUGAUCGACAACCAGUAGAAACGGUCCCUAGUCCUUAUUAUUGGCCAAACGAAAAUAUCCUGCCAAGCGACGAACCCGACGCGAUACAUUAUCCCACCUGGUUCCAGCUUCCAUGGAGACCGUUCCCACUCCUUCAGCAGCCGGUUGCAGAAGAAGAACCCGAAGCGAUUACUGUUUCGCCUGAAGUUGAGCCUCCGCCACCGACAACUACCGAAAUGCCGGAUGAAACGCCAGAAGGACGACAUCUUCAUCACGAAAAACCCCACAAACAUCACCAUCAUCACAAGCAUAAGCAUCAUAAGCACAAGCACCAUCAUCAUCACGAGAAAGGCACCAAAACCGCUGCCACACCAUUUGAUGACUCGGAAGACCUGCAAAGUGCCAACGUUGGUCAGCUUAAAAUGGUUAUCCUGCAACUUGAAAACAAACUGCAGGAGCUUAAGCUACAACUUUUUGGCAGUCGAACACUAACGAACGACGAAAACGAAGACGACGCGGCACGUUUCGAAGUGCCGAAUCACUCUAACAGUGAUCCGGAAGCGUCCGAGGAGAUGGAGCAUCUGCUUGAAGAACUAUCUAACACAUCAACGGAUGUCACUACACCGACUACGGUAGAAAAGGAUGAAGGAAAACUUCUGCUCGAAGGACAAGAUAAACCCACUGCCGAGCUAGUGUUGGAGCAUCGAGAAAUUGAACCAAAUCCGUUUGACAAUGGUAGAAGUUUGGCGGAAAAUGUACAAAAGUGGUUCGAAGGUUUAGAUCUCGGCAAAAUUGCUGCUCUACCGUUGGAAGAUUCGGUCGAGAGUGAAGAUGUUUCGGGCAUUAUCGAUGUUAGGGGUCAAUUUUGAU
This is a messenger RNA of Anopheles maculipalpis, 862 nucleotides long. RefSeq names its product histone-lysine N-methyltransferase set1-like. Lineage: Eukaryota; Metazoa; Arthropoda; Insecta; Diptera; Culicidae. The coding region runs from base 1 to 861 and encodes 286 amino acids. The record is from RefSeq and is a predicted model, not a curated record. The transcript has a single exon.